Molecule: messenger RNA, 1351 nt
Organism: Phyllostomus discolor (pale spear-nosed bat)
Lineage: Eukaryota; Metazoa; Chordata; Mammalia; Chiroptera; Phyllostomidae
Gene: NECAP2
Product: NECAP endocytosis associated 2
Exons: 8
Coding region: 240-1040 (266 amino acids)
Biological process (GO): endocytosis
Cellular component (GO): membrane; clathrin vesicle coat
Source: RefSeq, a predicted model, not a curated record
GAGGCCUCGUGGGAGGGGGAAGUCCCCAGAAAACCCCGAUUAUCAUCAAGGGGACUGGACUCGUGCGUCCGACCGACUGCGGCAUGCCUUGAGCCACCGCUCCCAGCAGAGGACGCCAGGGCGAGGAGGCGUGGCGGUCCGCGAGCCGCCGCUCUAGCCCGACCGGGGUCAUAGAGUCGCGCCGCUUCCGCCCCCGGGCUGGGAAGGAGCCGGAAGUCUGGUGGGCUGCGGACAUCGAGAUGGAGGAGGGCGAGUACGAGUCGGUGCUCUGUGUCAAGCCGGAGGUGCACGUCUAUCGCAUCCCACCAAGGGCUACCAACCGUGGCUACAGGGCUGCGGAGUGGCAGCUGGACCAGCCAUCAUGGAGUGGCCGGCUGCGGAUCACUGCAAAAGGGCAGGUGGCCUACAUCAAGCUGGAGGACAGGACCUCAGGCGAGCUGUUUGCUCAGGCCCCGGUGGACCAGUUUCCUGGCACGGCCGUGGAGAGCGUGACCGAUUCCAGCAGGUACUUCGUCAUCCGCAUCGAAGACGGAAACGGGCGACGGGCGUUUAUUGGGAUUGGCUUUGGGGACCGAGGCGACGCCUUUGACUUCAACGUUGCCUUGCAGGACCAUUUCAAGUGGGUGAAACAGCAGUGUGAAUUUGCAAAGCAAGCCCAGAACCCAGACCAAGGCCCCAAAUUGGACCUAAGCUUCAAGGAGGGCCAGACCAUCAAGCUCAACAUUGCGAACAUGAAGAAGAAGGAAGGAGCAGCCGGGACUCCCCGAGCCCGGCCUGCCAGCACAGGGGGACUGAGCCUGCUCCCCCCUCCCCCAGGGGGGAAAACGUCCACCCUGAUCCCGCCCCCUGGGGAUCAUUUGUCUGUAGGGGGGUCCCUCGUCCAGCCAGAAGCCGCUCCCGGUUCAGGAGGGACCACUGGGUCCUGGCCCCAGCCCAAGCCUGCCACUACUGCCACCGCUGACAUCUGGGGAGACUUCACCAAGUCCACAGGGGCGGCCCCCAGCCAGGCCCAGCCGGGCACGGGCUGGGUGCAGUUCUGACCGGAGCCCAGCUGUCUGUACUUGCAUAUGACUUGAGAAAGGAGCCACCUCGUCUGGGCCGAGGGAAGGAGGACGGAGCACUGCCCGGCAGCCUCUCUCCUCUCCUCCUUGCUCGACUCUCUCCGAAGACUGGGACUUUAGGCAGUCCGAGGCCACUGUGUCACAUGUUCUGGGACUCAAGGUGCAGCCAGGACACAGGAGGAGAGAUGCUCCAAGGCCCUGCCCCUGUCUGCCCUCUUGACUUGAGAGAGACUCUGAGACUACUUCUCCAUCACAAUGGCCCGCAAUAAACACAAGCCCCCAAAAGCAAA